Molecule: messenger RNA, 1530 nt
Organism: Fusarium poae
Lineage: Eukaryota; Fungi; Ascomycota; Sordariomycetes; Hypocreales; Nectriaceae
Exons: 3
Coding region: 1-1530 (509 amino acids)
Biological process (GO): positive regulation of transcription by RNA polymerase II
Cellular component (GO): nucleus
Molecular function (GO): zinc ion binding; DNA-binding transcription factor activity, RNA polymerase II-specific; transcription cis-regulatory region binding
Source: RefSeq, a predicted model, not a curated record
AUGAAAGACACAACCAAAGGUGCUGCUUUACGUGCAAAAUUGCGAUCAAAGACUGGUUGCUUGACAUGCAGACAACGACGCAAGAAAUGCGACGAAAGGUCUCCAGCCUGCGACCUGUGCACAUCGUCCGGGCGCAAAUGCGUAUGGCCGUCGCAAAACGAUCUUGUCGAUCGUCGCUACUCACACCACUACAAUUCACGGCACCAAGACCGUCGAGGUUCAAAAGCCAAGUCGCAACAAUCUGAAGACAGCGACGACUCGCUCGCCGUGACCCAUGACAAUGGCGAACUUGAGCUUGCGGUUACAUCUUCAGACUCCCUCAAUGCUUACAAUACAAAUGCAAUCUGUCCAUUGGAUCUCUUCUCACAAGCCCGUGUAGCGCACAGGGCUUUGUCUAGUCAACUGGACCUUCAUGUUUCCCAGCAUUUCUCCCACAACUACUUCCCUCUCCUACUUCUUCCCAACUGUUACCGGGGCUUUUACGAUGGCUGGCUGACUGAGAUUCAACAACUUAUGGUGACAAAUAAGAGCCUCUACUACUCGGUCCUCGCAUGCUCUGCAUCUCACAUAUUCCUCAGCGGUUCAGGACGGGAAAUGAACCAAGUGGCGCUCUCGUAUUACUCUAGAGGGGUUCGAGAACUUUCAGUUCUACUCAGUAAUACCUCCCAAUGCGAGAACCACGAUGCGUUACUCAUGUCGGUAAUGUUGCUCUAUCUCCAUGGGUAUGGGGGAUGGGACAUGCACAACGACACUAUACAACACGUCAAGGCUGCCACUCGCAUCAUCAAUCUGAAACUUCUCGACCGCCCGAUGGGAAUCCAGCGCCUCUUUGACCGACUAGCUGUUGAAAGCGUCCUCUUACAGCAAUUCCUACUCACAGCGGGGCUAUGGUCCGUAACCGCUCAAAGUGACUUUCCAUUCGACCACCAGCUUUGGGACAAUGUCGAGAAGCUGCUCGAAAAAUCGUCACUCCUACCUGGGGCACAACGCGACCUCGAAAGCCCCGUUCUAGGGGCACCCAUCUCAGUUUUUCAUAUUACGUUGAUCCUACGCGAAUGUUACCGAUCAGGGACUAUCAUCAAUCCAGGUAUCAUGAGAAAGAUACAGCGCGAGAUACAGUCUUGGGAAAGCGAACUCCGUAAACAGGACUUCAUUUUAGCCCAGAGCGCUUCCGAUACCUCCAUUGUGGGAGUCACCAAGACCAGGGACGAAACAUGCAUGUAUGCUAUCAUUGCAUCUCUUUUACUUGAGCAGGUAACUGGGCUUCAAUCUGAAAAAUGUAUGCCCUCACCAGUGCCCAGGGAUCAGUGGCAGAUCGGGCUGUUUUUACGGAUCCUGAAAAGAUACGCAAGGAGCCCGGAAUGGGCACGAUCCUACAUGGGCAACUGGCCAGUAUAUACGUUGGGACUGUUCCUAUCAGAAGAGGAGGAUCGCAGGAUAGUUGAACAAGAUCUCAAGCGUUCCUGGGAAGUCACUAGGAUGACUCCAGCCAUUCAAUAUUAUCGGGACCUUCAGAAGAUUUGGGGAUGA